Messenger RNA from Pocillopora meandrina, 7426 nucleotides. Lineage: Eukaryota; Metazoa; Cnidaria; Anthozoa; Scleractinia; Pocilloporidae. The record is from the annotation of a GenBank genome assembly.
AUUUCUUUCCUAACAAGGAAUGAGCUACGGAAAUUAAGCGAAGAAAGCUUGACUAGACCACCUGAAGAAGUCUUUGAUGUUCUCGAAAAGCUUGGCGAAGGGUAAGUUUAUUUUCCUGCUCUGCAUCAUACAUAAGUUAGUUAAGUUAAUUAGUCAAAAAGUGGCCUUCGGGACUAUUAAAGUUCAGCACAUAUAUCAAAGUUCAAUAUAUCUGAUAGCCGGCUUUUUAUCGAACCCUUUUUCGAAGGAACUCAUUUUUUAUGUCCUAAUUAUUGAAUAACUCCUCUUAAUCGUUGAAUUAAAUCUAUGCAUUUGGUACAAAUGAAUUGCGCGAUAAAUUAAAGUCACAAAUAUAAACUUAAUCGAAGCCAACAAAUUUGUUAAGCAAGCUUAUAUUGAGAAUAAUUUAUUCCGUACAAUUUCUUUGAUGUUAUUACUUUAGCGACCGUGCGGCCUGUUCCUGUUUUCACUUUCGAGAUUAUUGCCAGCGUAGAAUGUUCUGAAAGAGGCUGUUCAUUACCUACGAGGUUGUACAAGCACUAUAACUGAAAAUGAUGAAUAUUCUGUUGCAUCGUUUUCGACUCUUGAUGUUAUGUGUGCUGUGCAAAUAAGUUGCAUUUAAAGCAGCAUGUUUCUUGAGAGUUCUUCCAUGGCAUGCAUUUCUCUGAAGGGUAAAUAGGAAGGUCUCCUGAUCCAAGAAGUUUUCCUUGGGAAGUAUCGUUGACAAGCUUUUACCAUUAAAAUAUACAGUAUACAGCAUGCUUUCCUUUAUAUAUGAACUAAACAUAAAAAUUCACUGUUGUAAAUGAUGUUUAAUUGCACCAUUUUAUUUGAUUGAAAACUUAUAAUCCAACUGGAAAUAGAAUACAUCUCUGUUUACUGAAUUCCUGGUUAGAAAUAAAAUUAAAUAUUUAACUACAUAAGAGGAAAGUAGGUAAAUUUUAAUUCCUAAACAAAUGGUUUGUAGUUCCAAUCUAGUAUGGUUUUGAAAUUUUGUGAGAUUCUAUAUUAUUUUGUGGUACCAUAUAACUCCCAAGAUCUGAUUGUUUAUUCUCCCCUCAAAGCUGUUACAUAUUUCCUGUAAGUAAGUUGCAAUAAUUUGGUGUUAAAUCAAGAUAACAACUUCUACCUGAUAGGUUUAAGUAUUCUCAUUGUGUGUUUACUGGAUAAUAGAUGGGUAUUAUAGGGAGAAGUUAUAAGUUAAUCACAUCUGAGAGCUAAAGGGUUUGUUGAGAUUGGAACAAACUGGUUAAAAAAUGCUUUUUUUGUGGGUGGGGGGGGGAAGAGAGGCAGGGCUGGAUGGUUUAGUGCCAAGAUGAACUACUAUCAGAAAUCUAUGAAUCUAUAAAUUUCAGACUGUUUGGCUUAUAUGCUAAUAAUCAAUCUUCUUUUCCUUGCCAGUUCCUAUGGCUCUGUGUACAAGGCAAUGCACAAGGAAACAGGUCAAGUUGUUGCCAUCAAACAAGUACCAGUUGACACAGACCUGCAGGAGAUUAUAAAAGAAAUAAGCAUGAUGCAGCAGUGUGAUAGGUAAUUCAUUCUAUAUUCUUGAAAAAUAUGAAUUAUUUAAAUUAGACUUGUGGUUGUUUUAUUUUAAGCCUUUAACUCCCAUGAGUGACCAAGAAAGAAUUUCUCCUUACAAUAUCAAUACAAUAUCAACCAGAUAAGUGAUGAGAAUAAAAUAUCAAUUUGAGGAUAAUUAGUUGAUCCAAUAAUAAAUUCUCUGAACUAACAUUAUAAGAAUUGUACAGUUGGCAGUAAGGAGAAUUACAAAAUUGAUCUGGGAGUUAAAGGGUUAACUAAAAAACUUUAUCACUUCAAUGUUAAACGAAAAGUUGUAAUAAUGAUAUUUCUGCUAACACGCCUUCAAAUGAUUCUCUGAAUUUCCCUUUUUUUUCAGUCCAUAUGUUGUGAAGUAUUAUGGAAGCUACUUCAAGAACACAGAUCUCUGGGUAGAUAUUAAUGAUUUUCAUUUUAUCUUUUUACAAUGAAUGAAAUGAAUCAAGUGUGAUCAUGAAGCAGUGGCACAGCUAUUACAGGGGCCUUGAUAAGUGCUAUUCCUUCUUUCCAUUCCCUCUCUCUCUCUUUGUACCUGUGUUUUCUUCCAUAUGAGGUCACUCACAGUAGGAGUUGGUAACUGGAGUUGAGUGAGCCAAUCAGAACAGCAGAAAUGCAAUAUUCAGAGUUGAAAAUAUAAUAAUUAUAGAGUUGUUAGGAGCACUUGUGUGCAUAAUCACAUUUUCAUCACUCUUUUGAAUGAUGUGUCAACUACUCAAGUAUAAUAAAACUAUUAUUAUAAUAUCCAUUUCCUUUUUUCUGACCAGAUUGUUAUGGAAUUCUGUGGUGCAGGAUCAGUGUCAGAUUUAAUGAAAAUAAGAAAUAAAACUGUAAGUAAAACUGUUGUGGAUGUUGUGUUCAGCUUGGUAAUAUCUUCUAGUUACACCAAACUGUGGUAAGGGAAUUGAAGAAGGAAAAGUGACAGAGAAUAUUUUCCAUAUCUUUAAGUCAAAACACAUGCAAUCAAACUAAGUGCAAUAGUUGCUUGUUACAUGAAACAGGGGUUUGACUGUAAAUCGACAGGUGUAGUGAAUAAAUCAUCUAUAAAGCUUUACAUGUGUGUGGUUGUUCAAAACCACUGUGAAAUUGCAAAAUGAAAUUUAUUAUUAAUCAAUGAAAAUGUGAUUUCAUUUCAGUUGACAGAAGAAGAGAUUGCAUGUAUAUUGAAAUACACUCUUAAGGGACUUGAAUAUCUUCAUUUGAGAAGAAAAAUACACAGGUUUGCAUUCUUUGCUUUAUUUUAAAACAUUGUUUUUGAAAGAAAGAAUCAGUGAAUUUUAUGUCAUUGCAUUGGAAUUAUUUUUCGAACAAUUGAGUUACAAACAUUUUCAUUAGGAGUGCUUGGUGUAAAAGUUUGCUGACUCUGUUAACCUCAACCUGGACAUGGUUUCUAGUGAAGAAAUAAUGAUGAUGGCUCCACAGGGUUAUUCUUUUUUGUUGCUUGUAAAGCAUUAAAGCCAUUUUUGUUGAUUCUAAGAUAUGUACUGUUUCUCUUAUUUCAGAGACAUCAAGGCUGGAAAUAUCCUGCUUAAUGCAGAGGGCCAUGCCAAACUUGCAGACUUUGGAGUUGCUGGUCAACUCACUGUAAGUGUUCCUAAAAUUACCAGUAUUUGUAUCUUUACAUGGAGGGAGCACUUGUCUGAAGUCUUGGCUUUUCUGGGUCAUUUAAUAUAUCCAUGAAUCAAUGAUACAAUCUUGAGCAAAAUAAAAGCAACAUUGUGACCUACCCUCCUCCAUUUUCAGAGGCUCAGCUUGUUUGCAAUUGCAUCUCUUUAUAUAUUUUCUUGGAAGGAGGACUUAAUGUGAACUUUCCUUUUUGACAAAGUUGAUAAAUGUUAAGUCUAGAAAUAUUUUUUCCUGGUAAUUUAUCCAUCUAUUCUUAAUGUUCAUUGGUUAUUGAGCUUUUUUUUUUAAUUUUUUCCCUAAUUUUUUCUUAUGGAAGUUUGAUAUUUGUGUUUGACUUUAUAAAUUCUGAAUUUAUUUCAACAAGGAUACAAUGGCAAAAAGGAACACUGUAAUAGGGACUCCGUUUUGGAUGGCUCCUGAAGUGAUUCAGGUCAGAGGUUAAAGUUUUAACAAUAUUGUUGGAAAAAAAAUGUAUUUAAUUAUGGUCAAAAUAUUGUGAACCCUGCAGAAUUCAGACUGGAAUGUUGUUAUGUCAAUAAGACAUGAGAGAAGUGUGAGCAGUAACAGUAGUUAGUGUUGUCCUCACGGUUUACGUGAUCUUAGGGCCUGUGCACCAGCCAAAAAUAAAUUGCCUGUUUUUAGAAAACUAGAUGGCUGUAGCAUAUGGCAUCUAUCUGUGUCCAAAAUGUGAGUGAGAUGUGAAGAAAAAACUACAGAGAUUUAUUUACCAACAAUAUGUGUAAACUCGGCCGUGCAGCCGAACGAUCCCCCACGACACACGUGAUACAUGAAUAUGAGACUGACAAGCGUGACAGCGUGACUUUUUAUGUCACACACCACAAGGACUAUUAGUAAUCUGAUGGUUGCAAUUUCAUUGACCUGAAUUCUGUCUCCAUUCCAACCAUUAGAACCAAAGAUUUCUAUCAACCGGUUUUUAAUCUAGACUGAAAAAAUUCAGUGGGUAACACACGUAUUGACUGAUCUGUAUUUCGUUUGUUGAAAUGUGUUUUUCUAUUUCUUUUUAUAUAUAUUCAGGAAAUUGGUUAUGACUGCUUAGCAGAUAUUUGGUCUUUAGGAAUAACAGCAAUAGAAAUGGCAGAAGGGAAACCUCCUUAUGCUGACAUUCAUCCAAUGAGGGUUAGUAUAAACUUCACACUUCAUAGUAAAAAUUCUCCAAACAGGUCUUCUUAGAUUCCUUUUCUUGUUGAAUAUGACUGAAAAAUUGAAAUUCUCACUUUGUGUCAAAGCCAUCUUCAGUCAAUUACUGUUUGUACAGAAGUUCGAAACAAUAGGAAUAAACGAAUCAAAACGAUGCAAGAAGCUCUGUUGGCAAGUUUGUGCACCAAACUGCAAAUCAAGAAGUCGGAUUACAAACCCUGGUUGGGACUUUAGUGCGAGACAUUACUCUCCCUGAGAGCCUUUGUCUACCCUGGAGUGUAAUUUUUUUACCAUCGAACUGCGAGGGGAAGUCAACAAUUUAAUUGGGAGUAACUUAUAAUAGACUAGCAUUCCAUCAUUUACACAUAAUCACUCAAGUCAUCGAUUUCGUUGACGUGGAGUAGCAUGAUUUUGUCCCUAUUUUCUCUUACAGGCAAUAUUUAUGAUUCCAACCAAACCCCCUCCGACAUUUAAAGAUGACGAAAGACGGAGUAAGGAAUUCUUGGACUUUGUGAGCAAAUGUCUUGUGAAGAAUCCAGAAGAAAGAGCGACUGCUACACAGCUGUUACAGGCAAGAGUUGGUGCUCAGCUGAAGGGCGAGGCCUGAGACUGUUUGAACCCCCCUAAGUCAUUUCUCCGGAUGUUACGAGUUUUGAAGACGUUUAUUUUUUGAGUCCGUAUUAUUUGAACUUGGGAGACACGGUGGCCUAAUUGCUAAUGCGCUGAAUUUAGAGCCAAGAGAACCUUGUCCUAGACAUGACUGGACUGAAUGUGUUGUGUUCUUGGACAAGACACUUUAUUCUCACAGUGCCUCUCUCUGCAGGAGUAUAACUGGGUACUAGUAAACUGUCAAAAUGUGGAGGUCAUCUGUGAUGGACCGGAAUCCCAUCCAGUGGGAGUAGCUAUACUCCUAGACGCUUCGGGAUAAUCUCUGGCGCAGACUCUGUCAUCCCCCCCCAAAAACAAACAAACAAACAAACAAAAACAUCUCAAGAUAACUUCGGCAGCCUUCCUCGUCCUAGAAACUUCAGUGUAGAAGCGGAAGUUGAUGAACCCUAAAUUCUACUUUUGUGAACUGUUUAUAUCCGAUCGAUCAUAAUUGCUGUAAAUUUUUUUUCCCAGCAUCCAUUUAUUGAAAGUGCCAAGUCUGUAAGUGUGUUAAACAGCAUGAUUCAAGAGGCGCUGAAUAUUAUGGAGGAGGAAAGUACCAGGGAGGAAAACGAGGUACGAUUUGUUACUUUGGUUGGAAACUAUCAGACCAUUUUAUGUCAACAACGCUUUUCAUCUAGCGAAAACUUACUGGAGUAGAAUUUCUCUUAUGUUGUUUUAAUAGAAAAUCGCAAAACUACUACGACGGACAAAAGUGUUGAUUGCUCUAAUGCCACUUUCUGUCUUUCAUUUAUCUUCACCUCUGCUUCAUCUCGUUGAGGGGGGGCGGGGAAACGGGGGACUUUCAAGUUAUUUAUUAGUGAAUAAAUACAAGAUUUCUGUUCGUUAUGUGGAAUGAAAGGUUGUCGACUUCCUACUAAUCGGAGGUGUGCAAGCUACUUUUGCCACUCACUGCAGUUUUUAAUAGAAAUUCAAGUUAUCGUGAACUACAAAGCGCAUUAAGCGCCAGUCCUCAAAUAUAACUCCUGACAAAACUUUCUUGCCACUCGUUUUUUUAAAUUCAUUUAUAUCGAAACCGCUUUCAUUCUUCGCGGCAGGAUGAGACUGAGGAGAGUGACGAACAUGUGGAUUCAGGGACGAUUGUGAAAUUCGGCGAUGGCAAUGACAACACCAUGAUAAUGAACACAGCAACGAGUGUUCAGAGCCAAGAUACAAUGAUUGUUAACAGUGAGGCGGGUACACUGCUCGAGUCAGAUCUUGGAACAAUGGUAAUCAACUCUGACGACGAAGACGCGACAAUGAAAAGUAAGCACAGUACAUACUAGAUAAAUUUCAAAUAACCAUGCGCUCUAUUCAAUUGUGUAAACGUCAGUCAACGUCAACAAUCGGUUUUAGGACUCCUUCCACUGUUAUGAUCAUAUCUUGCAUAAGGCUAAUACCUGAGAGGUCAAGCUUUUAUGAUGUUCAAUGUUAAACUAUUUAUCCCAAAGGAUAUUUUAAAGCAUUUCUAUCUAAUGGCCUUGAACGUGAAAGAUUGAAAUAACAUCUCAUCUUUGGAGCAUGCAGUGAAUAGGAGAUUAGUUGGAUCUCGGUUCAGGUUCCCCCCCCCCCCCCCCCCCUUAGUAGAUUUUCGUCAGGUUUCCCUGCCGGUUCGACGGUACACAUUUUUAUAGCGGAGCGCACGUGCUGCGAAGCCCCAUACUUUGUACAAAAUGGUAUUAACCCGUCAAGCCGGAAAAUUUGGUACCUUGGAGUGGGGAGAGGCAUUGUUGGAGGAAAUUACUUGUCCAGUAACGCAAUACCAUGACUUCUGCCAGAGCUAGCACUAGUAUUUUUCGAUUCGUAGUCUAGAGAGCCAACUACAGUCUACCACAUCUCCCCGCGAUUACACUAUACCAAGGGCUAAUGCCCCACAGCUGAACUGUUGAUGCUCUCUUUUAGAUCACGUGUCAUAUCUAGUUAAACAGUGAUUCAAUCUUUCAACCUAGAGCGCUCCUUAUCUCUUUCCAUUUACAGGACUGGACAGUGACGCCAAACAGAAUUAUCGUCCGUCCUUUAUGGAUCAUUUUGACAGAAUCUACGAAGCUGGAGGUCGAGGAAGCGAGUCUGGUGCCAAUGGUUCUUCUGAAGAAGACUCUGGAGGACUUUUGAGGGGAGUGAAACCAGAAGAUCCCUUUAAACUUAAGAAGGAAGGCCCUCCAGACUUUGAAUUUGUUAGUAUUAAAACUUUUUUUUUGAAACUUUUAAUGAACUGUAAAGAAGUAUAGUGUCCAUCAAGGAGACUAAAACCUUCCCUUUGAUUCUUUCUCUUCCACAGUUAAGAUCUCUUCCUUGCGAUGAACUGCAACGGCGAAUGCAAACACUGGACAUGGAAAUGGAAAAAGAAAUUGAAGGACUUCGGUCCAGAUACCAAGCAAAAAGACAACCCAUCCUUGAUGCUAUGGAAGCAAAGAAAAGAAGGCAACAGAACUUUUAG